Culex pipiens pallens (northern house mosquito) is the source of this 1420-nucleotide messenger RNA. Its product is annotated as protein transport protein Sec31A-like. The record is from RefSeq and is a predicted model, not a curated record. Gene Ontology annotation, biological process: endoplasmic reticulum organization; intracellular protein transport; COPII-coated vesicle cargo loading. NCBI's taxonomy places the organism in Eukaryota, Metazoa, Arthropoda, Insecta, Diptera, Culicidae. Gene Ontology annotation, cellular component: endoplasmic reticulum exit site; COPII vesicle coat. Gene Ontology annotation, molecular function: protein binding; structural molecule activity.
UGCUAUUAGCAUCGACAUUUUUCGGGGCAAAAACGACAGUGCAACCGCCAUCCAUCGAUGUGGCCACGGGGAAUUCCCUUGUUCAAAGAAACCGCAGCCCAUGUCGUCCUCGCAUUCGGGCUAUUCCAUCUUCUAAUCCUUUUUCUUCUCCUCGGCGGCAAUGACGGGCACAGCACCACCGGACGACAUCGAGGACUGGUUCUCGCGGCCGGAAGCGAUCAGUUUCUCGAUGGACUUGCCCUUCAGCUCGAUGACCUCCUUGUUGAUGCGGGUUGAGUCAGCCUCGAGACCGACCGAGCGGCAUUUCGAAACCUUUUGCCAACUCGGACAUUCCCUGAAUCCCGGAAAAAAACAUCUUAAGCUGGUGGGAAGUCAGACGAGUGCGCAUUUUGGUACAGCCACGAACCCGAACGGGGUCAUCCUCGGUGGUUGCGAAGGUGGCAUCAUCCAGGUUUACGCUUUGAAGCUGUUGUGCGGGGAGAACGCGCUGAUGGCCCAGCAGGACAAACAUAACGGAGCAGUGCGCAUUAUGGACUACAAUUCGCCAGAAUAAACUGUUGGCCUCAGGAGCUUUGGAGUAGGAAAUCAUCAUCUGGGAUCUGAACAUCACGGCGGCGCCGAUGAGCCCAGGAGCGAAGGCACAACUGACCGACACCCAAUCGCGGAUCCGUUGGCGAGCGCCGUCCAGUGGCACCCGGAAGUGGCCACCCAGUUGUGGGUAACUAGCAAGGCAGAUCAAGCCUCCCCCGUUCAACUGUGGGAUCUCCGCUACACCCCCACCAAAACCUUCCACAUCCACCAGCGGGGUGUCCUCGGUUUGACCUGGUGCCCGAAGAAUUUCGACCUGGUCGCUUCCUGCGGCAAAGACAACAAAAUCUACUGCUGGAACCAAAACUCCGAAGAGCAAAACGGGGAAAUCCUCUCCGAGCUCGCGACCACCAACCAGUGGAACUUUGACGUGGCCUGGUGUCCACGCAACCCGGCGCUCAUCGCCGGUUCCAGCUUCGACGGCAACGUAACCGUUUAUUCGAUCAACGGCGGAGCGCACGCCCAGCUGCAAACGGUGAACAAAAUAGCCGAUUCGUUUACCGGAGUCUACGGCAUCGAGCACGAGCCGGUUCACCAGUCCGCAGGACAGCCGCAGCCCACCUACAACGAUCUGAAGCGACCGGCGGGAGCGUGCUUUGGGUUCAGCGGCAAGCUGGACACAUUCAACGGAAUGAGCCGCACCGUCAUCGUGAACCAGGUCCUAACGGAUCGCGAGCUGAUCGAAUGCUCGAACCGUCUCGAGCAAGUACUGGCCGAGGGAACUCGCUCCGACACCUGCGUGGGAAGGAACUUGAAGGAUUGCUGGGAGACUUCACGGCUUGACUGCGCGAACUUUUCCGAUGCCGGGGACAUUUGAAGCGACCUAAAUUUU